This is a messenger RNA of Tetrahymena thermophila SB210, 4272 nucleotides long. RefSeq lists its product as hypothetical. Gene Ontology annotation, molecular function: protein binding. The transcript has 15 exons. NCBI's taxonomy places the organism in Eukaryota, Ciliophora, Oligohymenophorea, Hymenostomatida, Tetrahymenidae. The record is from RefSeq and is a predicted model, not a curated record.
AUGAUAAUUUCAAUUUCCGUUACUUCUACUUUCUUAAUAAUAUUACUUUAAGUAGUUAAAAUAUAAGCUGUAGGAUGUCCUUUUAGAUUAGAUGGAUGCACAAAUUAAGACUUAAGGGUGAAACAGAUUUUGUUACUAAAAUCUAAUCCUUAAAGUGAUGACUAAGAUAUAGCAGCUGUAGUUUACGAUCCUUUCACUGUUGGAAUUUUUAACUUUGAAAUUAAUAAUAAUUCAAAGUUAUUGAGCAGUAGAAAAAUGUUGUCUUCUACUAAAUUGAUAAGGAUGACAGGCCUCAACUAUAAGCAUCCAUUAUUCAUACUUUGGAUGCGAAUGGUAGAGUAAUAGAAUGGAAUUCAGGUAAUGGAUUUAAAUAAAAUGUAGUAUAAAUACCAAAUAUUAUUACAAUAUAACCUAAUUCGUGUCUUAAUUCUGAAGAAAUGCUAGUGUUAACAUGGGAUAAUUCAAAGAUUUAUAUUAUCGAUUUCUCUUAACAAUAGAACAUCCAGAAAUAACAACUUAUUUACGAUUUGGGAAAUAAAAUCACAAAAAAUAAUUUAUAUCCCAGAUUUUUAGAAAAUUUAUUGCGAUUAGAGAGAUUCAAAUAAUACAAAAGUUGAUGAAGUUAUAAAUUUUAAGUUUGGCUCAAUAAAUGAAAAAGAUGAAAUUGCAGUAGUGUCUGAUUCUUAUAUUUUUGUGUAUUCAAUAUUAUAGAAAAAACCUAUCAUUUUCAAAAGCUAAAAUUUAGGGUUAAGUUGGAUUUAAGCAUUUGUUGUUUAAAAUAGUGUAAUCCUUAGCCAAACUUACUCUGUUUCUAGCAUUGAUAAAAGGACAUCAAGAAUUAAUUAUUUAAUGAAUUACUUUUCUAAUGGAUAAUCUAUCUAUGAUAUACCAGUUUAGCUAGAAGUAGAUAAUGAAUUGAACAGAGUAAUAUAUAGCGAUUUCAAAGGAAAUUUGUAAAUUUGGUCUUAAAUUAACAAUCAAUAAGAGUAAUUUAUUUCAAAAUACGGUUAAUCAUUACUUUUCAUUAUAGAUAAAUAACUUAACAAGAUGGUUUUAUACACUAAUGCUACAAUAUAGACGAAUAUUUAUAUCUAUGAUUACCAAGAGAUAAAGCUAUUAGAUACUUUAUCAUUUCCUUACUAAAACACUUAAUUAUUAGAUAUAUUUUAAUUAUACCAAGACAAAACAAAUGGAUAUUUGUUAGGUUUCGAUUAAGGAAAUACAAAUUAUGCCAUUUACAGAUUUACGAGUGAAUCUAGUUAUCCUAUUCUUUAUAGUUGUACUCUAAUUAAAAAUGGCAUUAUUACAAAUUCUAAUAUUUACUUGUUAGAAUAGUCUAAAUAGUUUUUAGUUUAAAUAGCACGAGUUUUGUAUUUGUUUAGCUAUUUACCAGAAAACGGAAAUUAACUUACCAGUUUCAUUAUAGCUGGAUAAAAUGUUUAAUUUUCUUUCUUUUAAUAUAUCGAGUCAGUUUAAACACUGAUAUGCGUUCAAGAGACAUAUAUAUAAAUUUAUUAUUAUAGUAGUGGUCAAUUUAAUUUAUAAAAUCUAAUAAAUUAUUAUUCCGGACAAAGUAAUUCAAUAUUCUUAGCAGAAGCAUAAAACACUUUGAUCAUUUAGAGAACAUCUUAACUCUUUUUUAAAAACUACUUAACUUAAAACGAUUAAAUGAUAAAUUUUAAUAAUCUUUAAAUACUAUAUUAUUAAUACGAUGCCUCUAAAGCACUUUUAAUAUGCUUAGAUAGUAGCUUUACAAUUACUGUAAUAGAUUUGGUUGCUAUAAAAUCUUUAUAUCAUAUAUAAAUUGAAGAGAAUAAAAUAGCAAUCUUCAAUAUACAAGAAGAUACGAAUUUCAUAAUAAUUAGUUAUUAUAAUGGUCAAAUCUUAAUUUAUGAUUAUUAAGCUAAUGUUAUUGUUUCAACUUACAAUAAUUAUUAACCCAGUUUACUCUUUAAGUUUGAUAAAUCUAACAAUAAUUUAAUACUUUAAUCUUAACUAGAAAUUUCUUCAAAAAGAUUGACAAAUCUUGGUCUAAUCAGUCAGAUAAAUAAUGAUUCACUUUAAUAUUUUUGGGUAGAUGAAAUGACUGGACUAACUUUUAUUUUAACUGAUUAAAUUAUUAUUAUUUAUAAUCCGUUUUCAUAAGAGUAUCUUCCACAAUUUUCUGUAGAUUUUGACUUUUCUUUUAUAUAUGCUCUAUAUUAUAUCCCUCAGUUAGAUUUUCUUUUUAUAGCAUAUUGUGACUACUAAGUAAAUUAAGUAUUUGCUUACAAACUAAGCUCUUAAACACGUAUAGCUACUAUGGAUCAUAAUAUUAAACAUUGUUACUAUGUCUCUACCUUGUAUUAUGACAGCUACUCUUAAAGACUUUUUUCUGGAUGCGCAUAUCCAGCAAGUAUAAUAGUUUGGGACCUAAAUAACUUUUAAAUGAUUAAGCUCCUUGAUAAAAUACUUUAAGCAUCGGUUGUUGAAUCAAUUAAGUUUUAUCCUCAAAAAUAAAUUAUUUUGAUGAGUGGUUAUAAUUGGUGGGGUGUUACUGUAGAUUAUUACACACUAUAGGAAAGAUGCUAAGUAAUGGGUAUAUUUGGAGAAUUUGAUUAUAGUCAUAAUUUACAAAUUUUAUGGGAUCAAAAUGGAGAUUAUCGUAUAUUUGAUUUAAAUUGCUAUUAAAUAGCAUUUUAGCAUGCUCACACUGGGUGGAUUCAAUAGCUCUUAAUAGAUGAAUCAAAUAUGUAUCUGACAACAUUAGGUUUUGAUUAGUAUGUUAAAUUAUGGAACUACUAAAAUAUUACUUAGCCUAUAUUAAUAUCUUAACGCUUUUUAACUUAUUCCCUAACAUAUGGUUUGUUAGAUAAUGAUAACAAUUUGGUUUUAGUAGUAGAUUUCUAGGGUUUUAUAUAUAUAUUAUCUUAUCCUGAUUUAAAUCUUCUCAAAGCAAUUUAAGCAACUUUUGCUUAAAUAGAUAUGAUUUAUUUGAUUAAACCAUUUAAUCUUAUUGCUAUAGGUAGUUAUGAAUCUUAUUGUUUUUCAUUUUAUAAUCUUUUUGAAUUAAUUUCUCCAAAUUAAAAUGAAUUAUAUUUUAGAUAUGAAGGUAUUUUAUCUACUUUAAUGACUGAUCAAGGAGUAAUAUUCCACUAACUUGGAAAUAUAGUUUAAUCUUGGAAUUAUUCUACUUAAUAAUUAAUAUAUGGGUUUUUUGUAAACAGUUAGUUUGAAUCUUUCGAGGCAGAAAGUAGAUUUUUAUCUUUGAGCAGAUAUUAAAACUUAGCGGCUCUUUUUACAAGGGAUUAAACGAUUUUCUUCAAUACCAACACUUUAGAUAUAAUUAAUGUGCAGCAAUUAAAGUGUAUGAAUAGUAUUUAAAUCUAAAUAUUUUUAAUUUGCGCCUUAACUAAUAAACUUACUGUAUUUAGUCUAGAUAGCUUUUCUAUUUAUUAAUAAAUUGUACUUAAUCCAAACUAAAGCAUUAUAUCAUUGCAGCAAAUAUUUCAAACUGAUUCUUUCUUUGCGAUAACUACAUAAGGAGAAAUCGUUUGUUAUUUAAUUUAAUCAAAUUAGUUUUUGAACAAAUUUUAAACCAAAAUACUAAAUCAAGCUAUUGCUAAUUAUUAAUAGAUCUAAUAAAAUGAAUUUUACAUUAUUUUAGCCUCUGCUUUUGAUGGAAGUUUUGGAUACAUUUAAAUUUCAAUAGAUUUAAAUACUAUCAAUAAAUUUGAUUUUAAUCUUCCUGGCUAAAGUUCUCAUGCUCACAAAAUAAUAUAUUUUAACAAUAAUCUGUUCAUAAAAAGGAUUUCAGACUACUAUUUAGGUUUAUAUAACAUAAACACUAUGAAUUAAAUUACUUAGAUUAAAAGUCCAUGUGUGGGUUAUACAUAUAAACUAGAUUUCAGUUAAGAUUAUGAUUUAAUUUUACAGAGCUGUGUAGGAAAUUAUAGAAUUAAUUAGCUAUCCACAUUUUAAGAUAUAGUUUAUGUGUUGUAUUCCAUCAGUAAAAUAACUAAAGUUUAACUUCCAAUCUAAGGAGAUAAUAGCUGCAAAGAAAUAUUAUCUUAUAACUAAAUAUCAGAAGUCUUGCUUUCAAUUUAAGAUGUGUAUUAGUAAAUUUCAAAUUAUUUUAAAAUUGAAGAUAUGGUAUUUACUUUAAUUGUAGAUAAAUACACUUACUUAUAGCCUUUAUCUCCUUUUACCUUUUCACAAAUAACUCAGUUAAGUAUAAUGUCUGAUCCUGACUAAAAUACUAAAAAACUUUAACAUAUAAUCAUCAAAAUCUGA